AUGGCAGAAUCGCUGGAGGACCUUAGCACUAUGCUCAAUGACCUCAAUGGUGUCUCCCAACGGAUAGGUCUUAAGAUGAACAUGGACAAAACAAAGAUCAUGUUUAAUGUCCAUGUCACACCUAUGCCGGUAGUUGUUGCGAGUACUAUGCUCGAAGUUGAUGACGAGUACGUUUACCUGGGACAAAUAGUCCGACUAGGUAAGUCAAACUUCGACCGAGAGGUUAAUCGACGGAUUCAACUUGGCUGGGCGUUCUGGAAAUUACGACACAUCUUCUUAUCAGGUAUACCUCAAUCUCUGAAAACUAAAGUGUACAACCAGUGCGUGUUGCCAGUGAUGACUUACGGAUCUGAGACGUGGUCCUUCACUGCUGGCCGUAUGAGGACGCUCAAGGUCACUCAGCGAGCUAUGGAGAGGGCUAUGCUCGGAGUUUCUCUGCGUGAUAAGAAAUGA
This is a messenger RNA of Parnassius apollo (apollo), 453 nucleotides long. Lineage: Eukaryota; Metazoa; Arthropoda; Insecta; Lepidoptera; Papilionidae. The record is from the annotation of a GenBank genome assembly.